UAUCAUCACAAUGUGGAGGCUACUGCAAUCGUGCUGUUGCUGCUGGUGGAUUUUCUUGUUCGUUUGGCCAGCCUGCGUGCUCCUUUGGGCCGAUUGCCAUCCCGCACUGACAGGAAGCCAAGCCGAGUCCCAAGCCCCUGUCCUCGGCCUUCGCAGAGCCACAGCCGAUGGGACGCGACUCCGGAGAGCUGCCACAGAGGAGACCUACUGGGCCUACUCAGGUCUAUAUGGACCAGAUGAGGGCUGGGCGUCUGCCUAUCCAGAAUGCAGAGAGAGAAACCAGUCGCCAAUCAACAUUGUGGACCAUGAUACCAAAGUAUCCACAGAGUAUCAGGAACUGACACUGGAGGGCUUUGAUACUGAAUCCUCUAAUAAGACAUCGAUGAAGAACACUGGAAAAACAGUGGCAAUUAUGCUGAAGGAUGAAUACUUUGUUCGGGGAGCAGGCCUACCGGGGAGAUUUAAGGCAGAAAAAGUGGAGUUUCAUUGGGGUCCCAGCAACGGAUCUGAUGGCUCUGAACACAGCAUCAACAGCCGACGAUAUCCUGUGGAGAUGCAGAUCUACAUGUACAACUCAGAUGACUUCGACAGCCUCAGUGCAGCGCUCAGGGAGAAGAGGAUCAUUGCAGCCAUGGCUGUGUUUUUUCAGGUUGGAGGGAAGGACAAUCCUGCUGUCGACCCCAUAAUCCAUGGCCUGAAGGGCGUGGUCCAUCACGAGAAAGAGACGUUUCUGGAGCCGUUUGUGCUGAAGGACCUGCUGCCGUCCUCACUGGGAAGUUACUAUCGCUACACCGGCUCUUUGACCACUCCGCCCUGCAGUAAAGUGGUGGAGUGGAUCAUUUUCAGCAGACCUAUCUACGUCUCAUACAAACAGUUGGAAGCUUUCUACUCGAUCUUCACCACGGAGCAGCAGGACCAUGUUAAGUCAGUGGAGUAUCUGCGCAGUAACUUCAGGCCCAUCCAGAGCUUGGAUAAUCGCCAUGUCUUCAAGUCAGCAGUCAAAGAUGCCUGGCUACCCGACCUGACUGACAGUGCCAGUGGACCAUACGGCACAGAGGCUUCCAAAGUAUGUAGCAGCGCUCCCAUCAACAUGAAGGUGCAGCAUGUGAACAGCAGCGCUCUCGUGGUCCGCUGGGCUCGCCCAGAGAUCACCUACCACCCACCCAUCCUCCACUUCCUGGUGUCCUACAGCUGGACAACCCACGACGACAGCUAUGAAGAGACGCACCUCACAGAUCCCAAGCACAAACUGGAGGCUGUAAUUUCUCCUGUUUCCCCCGAUGUACUGUACCUGUUUCGAGUCCAGGCCGUCUGCAUGAAUGACAUGCGCAGUGACUUCAGCCAGAGCAUGCUCUUCAGAGCAAACACCACCAGGAUAUUUGAGGGAACGAGGAUUGUGAAAACUGGGAUGCCGACGGUCUCUCCGGCCUCCUCAGCCGACAUGGCGCCCAUUUCCUCUGGCUCAUCCACCUGGACCUCCUCAGGCAUCCCGUUCUCUUUUGUCUCCAUGGCGACAGGCAUCGGUCCUUCCUCCAGUGGUAGUCAGGCAACAGUGGCGUCCGUGGUGACCAGCACUUUACUGGCUGGGCUGGGCUUCAGUGGUGGUGUCAUCUCCUCCUUCCCCAGCUCUGUAUGGCCAAGCAGAGCACCGAGGCAUAAUCCCACCUCCAAUCACCAGACCGCCGAACCCGCCGAGCCUGCCAAAGAUACUGCCACCUCUGCUGUCACAUCAUCUGCUGCCAAUGAUUAUGGUGAGGCUAGGGGUGAGGACAGGGAGAACAGCAAGAGUCAAGGAGAGGAUGGAGAGAGGGAAGGAGAUGACAAGGAUGAAGAGGAUGAGGAAGAAGAGAAAGACAAGAAAAAGGAGAAGAAGGCAUCAAGACGUGUGGGGAAAGCAGGGAGUAAGGUCAACAACACAGUGGUGAAUGAGCCCCCGGGCAAGACAUCGGAGUCCACCGCAAAGGAGAAAAAACAGACUGAACCAGAUCCAACUAAAACGACACCUGGUGUCGAAGAACAACCAGAGACCUACACACACAAUCCACUUUACUCAGACCCCACUACCACCGCAGAGGCAGCCAAUGAAACAGCAGCACUCACUACCCCCAAGGACCCUGCACUGACAUUGAGACCCAGAGCAGGGAAAGACAAGAAGCACUGGUCUUUCUCCAUCCACACUGAUCAUCACAGUGUGGCGACCAACUUGACUGGCCAUGUAAGUCCAGGUCCUGGGGUGGCGCUGGGCCGUGUGGAGUGGCUGGUGCCUUUGUUGAUGGUCUCAGCUCUAACCUUCGUCUGCCUUGUCCUCCUGCUGGCUGUGCUUGUCUACUGGAGGCGCUGUUUCCAGACAGCCCAUUUCUAUGUGGAGGACAGCAAUUCACCCAGGGUGGUGCCCAAUGAGACGAUCCCUGUCAUCUCCAUCCCAGACGACAUGGAAGCCAUUCCAGUCAAGCAGUUCAUCAAACACAUCUCUGAACUCUACUCAAACAACCAACAUGGAUUCUCAGAGGAUUUUGAGGCUGUUCAACGGUGUACUGCUGAUAUGAAGAUCACAUCAGAGCACUCCAACCAUCCUGACAACAAGCACAAAAACAGAUACAUCAACAUAGUGGCCUAUGACCACAGCAGGGUGAAGCUGAGGCUACUGGCUGGGAAGGACUCCAAACACACAGACUACAUCAAUGCCAACUAUGUAGACGGUUACAAUAAGCCUAAAGCUUAUAUUGCGGCCCAGGGACCUCUCAAGUCCACUUAUGAGGACUUCUGGAGGAUGGUAUGGGAACAAAAUACGAGUGUCAUCGUCAUGAUUACCAACUUAGUGGAAAAAGGAAGGAGAAAAUGUGACCAGUACUGGCCAACAGAAAACAGUGAAGAGUACGGCAACAUGGUAGUAACACUGAAAAGCACCAAGGUUCAUGCCUGCUACACUGUUCGCUGUUUCACACUGCGCAACACUAAAGUCAAAAAGGGUGGGAAGGGGAACUCUAAGGCAGGGGCUCAGAAUGAACGGACAGUGCUCCAGUAUCAUUACACCCAGUGGCCAGACAUGGGUGUCCCAGAGUACACCCUGCCUGUCCUCACCUUUGUCCGCAGGUCCUCAGGGGCUCAGAUGCCUGAUAUGGGGCCCAUGCUUGUUCACUGCAGUGCUGGAGUGGGUCGGACGGGGACGUACAUCGUCAUCGACAGUAUGCUGCAGCAGCUCAAAGACAAGAGCACAGUAAAUGUACUCGGCUUCCUCAAACACAUACGCAGCCAGCGCAACUACCUAGUCCAGACAGAGGAGCAGUACAUCUUCAUCCAUAAUGCCUUGAUGGAAGCUAUUUUCGGGAAGGAGACAGAAAUUGCAGCUAGCCAGCUUCAAAGCUACUUCACCAGCAUCACAACACCAGGACACACUGGCCGGAUACGUCUGGAUAAACAGUUCAAGCUGGUAACGCAGUGCAAUUCCAGAGUCAUGGACUGCUUCAAUGCUCAGAAGGAGUGCAACAAAGAGAAAAAUAGAAAUUCAUCUGUCGUGCCAUCGGAGCGAGCUAGAGUCGGCCUGGCACCCUUACCUGGCAUCAAGGGCACCGAUUACAUUAAUGCAUCUUAUAUCAUGGGGUACUUCUGUAGUAAUGAAUUCAUAAUUACCCAGCAUCCUCUGCCCCACACCACAAAAGACUUUUGGAGAAUGAUCUGGGACCACAAUGCACAACUUAUUGUUAUGCUCCCUGCCAACCACGGACUGGCAGAAGAUGAGUUUGUGUACUGGCCCAGUCGGGAGGAGGCAAUGAACUGUGAGGCAUUUACUGUCACCCUCAUCAGUAAAGAUCGACUCUGUCUGUCCAACGAGGAGCAGAUCAGCAUCCAUGACUUCAUCCUUGAAGCUACACAGGACGAUUAUGUUUUAGAGGUUCGUCACUUUCAAUGCCCAAAGUGGCCGAACCCUGAUGCAUCCAUCAGCAGCACCUUCGAGCUCAUCAAUGUCAUUAAAGAGGAGGCGGCCACCCGCGAUGGACCAACUAUCGUACACGAUGAGUCAGUCUGUUAUUUAGUUUACUCAUAUAUUCUGUCAUCACGUCAAAACAUGGCUUCAUCAUUAAAUACAUACUGCUAUGAUGACAAACUACUGAGGUUCAUAAAGUACAACAGAAUCCCAAGACAAUAGAAAAUGACAGUGGCGGCUGUUGCUCAGGAGGUAGAGUGGAUCGUCCACUCACUAUCAUCCACGUAUUGUUACAGUGUAGAGAGCAGGUGGACCCAAAAAUGCAGAAGCCAAGUAGAAUAAUAAAAAGUGUCCUUUAAUAAAAGGCAAAGGUACUUACAGAAAUUAAUGUUCAAAAAACAAAGUCCAAAAAAAUCUACAACCACUGGGAGCAAAAGAAAACACUAGACAAGAACAAGAAAAAGUCACAAGCCAAGGAUAUGAAGGUGAAUGACUACGAAAAGAUUUAAGGCCAGUGAAAGAAGAACAAACUGACAAAGACAAAGGGAAGCACAGAGACUUAUACACACAGGACGACUGAACACAGGUGAGACACUUGUGGAACAAGUGCAGACAAUGACUGGGGCAGGAAACAGGACAAAGACAGGAAGUCAAGUUAGAAACAUAAGAAGCAAAACUUCAAAAUAAAACAGGAAACAGAACGUAGAAAGAAACAACUGAACAUAGUUGUGACAAACAAAACCAAAAACUCUUUAUCUAAGAGAGUCCGAAGCCUAAAGUCGUGGUUUGAUCCCCAGCACCUCCAAACCACAUGUCAAAGUGUCCUUGGGCAAGAUACUGAGCCCAAAUUGACCCGAUGAUCAUCUGUGUGUGU
Molecule: messenger RNA, 4799 nt
Organism: Paralichthys olivaceus (Japanese flounder)
Lineage: Eukaryota; Metazoa; Chordata; Actinopteri; Pleuronectiformes; Paralichthyidae
Source: RefSeq, a predicted model, not a curated record